UGCAGGAACCGGAUGAGGGCUGGUUCCCGUGCUGACGUCCUUGGCAAACAGCGACACGUGGAGGACCAAAAUGCAAAGACAACAACAGUUAGCGUCACCCAGGUUGACAAAAUUAUCAACGUCCAGAAUAAACAAGGAUGUUGAGGAGGAACUACAACGACAUAAGGUUGAAAGCUGUUUAUGACUAUGUUGUCGAUGUUGCAUCGUUUUGCACGUUCAUUGUCGUAUGUCUGCCUCGGAUGCUGUUCAUUAACUGGCCAUGCAUUUGCGUCUAAACUACAUUAAUCCGGUUUUAGCCCCCAUGAUAACCGCUCGUGGAGUUGCAACGGGCUUUCAUUGUGCAGCCAAAGCAAUGAGCGCUGCAGCAGGUUCAUCGCCAUUCGAGCCUCCAGAGCAUUGUCUGCCUGGAGUCCAGGAAACACGCCCUGGGAGCCCGCCGCGACUGCGGAGACUGGUCGACAUUCCGGGAUGCCAACCGGACCGAGUCAACGACUUGCUUCUACUCAGUAACGUUACUUCGGAUUCACAGGGACGGUGCGGUUCAGACGCCGAAGAUCCAAGUGCACAUGUUGUGUUUUUCCCUGGAGACAUACAGAAUUUCCAGCAGGAGAUGUCGCUCCAGCCAGAGGGGGCGCAGUGGCUAUCCUGGAGCCUGGAGAACGUCGCCCUCACCCUGGGUCGCCGCUUCCCUGACCGCCACGUGUGGGUGAUCCGAGCCUCCCGCAUGUACCUGCACAAGUUCAGCUGCUAUCACAACUUUGUGGAGAGCAACCUGUUUGGAGCGCCCGAGCACUCACCUGACUACGGAGCAUUUCGCCACCUGAGGGCACUGCUGAGCAACGGCAUGGAGCGCGCUGGCUUGCCCAACCCCCUCCCGCCUCAAAGGGGUGGCGACACAGUCGCCCCGGGUUUCUCCUUGGCCGUGGUGGGCUUCAGCAAAGGCUGCGUGGUGCUCAACCAGAUGGUGUACGAGCUGGCGAGGGCACGGGCUGACCCGGAGAUGGGGCCAUUUGUGGAGCGCCUUUCAGACAUGUACUGGCUGGAUGGUGGCCACCCGGGAGGCAGCGAGACCUGGGUGACUGACAAGCGGGCGCUGGGGGAACUGGCGGCCAGCGGGGUUGCGGUCCACGCCCACGUGACACCGUACGAGGUGUGUGACCCCAUGCGAGCCUGGGUGGGCCGAGAGCAUGGGCGCUUUGUCAAGAAACUUGAGGAUCUAGGGGCCCGACUCAGCCAGAAGAUACACUUUGAGGAUGAGCCCGCAUCCAUCGAGAACCACUUCCGGAUCAUCCAGGAUUUCUGAGGCGUUUGUUCAUUCCUGAUUGUCUAUUGGCAUGCAAAGUUUAAAAAAAAAAAUAAUAAUACUGGCAAAGCUUGAUUCGAUUUGCAAAUUUCUGGUUUAAUGCAAGGGGAUAAAGCUAGUUGGGUCUCAUUCAUCCCUCUUGGUUCUUCCUUUCAUGCAGAAGUCAAUCUAUCACUAUCCCUAUCUUCCUAGACCUCAUAUUUCAUGAUCUAAGGGCUCAAAUAUAAUUUACUUUAAAAUCCAAGCAUGCAGAUUCCAAUUGGAAUGCAUUGCCCUUAUCGAGACACCCCUCUGUCGUUUCUCCAAGGAAUGUAUAUUUCCUUACUUCUACUAGAUUGGCCUUUACCAUAGACAAAGUUUGCAUAUUGUACCGAAUAAGGGCUAUUUGCAUGUGAACAUUUGCCAGAAUCCAGUAAAGUCACUUUCUAACUAGGGAUUUCAUGUUUAAUUUAGGUAGUACAGUAAUUCUGCUCAUAGAUUAUGCAUGUAUGAACUACACUUUAACAUCCAGCCCAUAGCGGAAGGUUUAAAAAAUGCUGUACUUACUAGUUGCCAAAGUUCCGGAGCAUGUCUUAAAAUCAAGGGCCAGACCUGUCAAUUGUCAGAUUAUCUAACCUUGAUUGUAACCUUUGCCUUUUUGUGAAAUACAACACAUUGAUUGUAAUCUAAAAAGUAGCUUUGAUCCAAUGUCCAAUGUGGUUGAGUAAAGUUUAUUUUCUUGCAAUAUUUCGGGGGCAACAGUUGACUAUUCCUCAAGUGCAUCAGCUCCUUCCAUUGAACAUUGUCUUGAUGUCAAGUGACAUACUGUGGUGACUUAGAGUGGGCCUCUGUUUCACCAAGGAACACUUGGUGUUUGUGUGGAACAACUACAUUUCCUGAUGUUGCUUGGGUCAGAAUGUCCUGUCUUGUAAAUUGAUUUAUGUUCAGUGAUGAACUUUGAGUUGGAGGUUAGCUUAAAUUAAUCUUGCAGGCUGAUGUUCAGCAUUCAUACUGUAUUCUAAUAGACUAGAGUGAUAUCUCUUGGUAAGCUUAUAGAGCUGCUUUUGCAUUACCUACCAUGCUGGAUUUCUGGUGAUUGGUUCAAUGGCUACUGAAAUGCAAUUAAUGUACUUUUCUACUUCAUAGCCAUUCCAUUUUGAAAUGCUGUUUUUGUUUAAGACAUGCUAUUCCAUAGCUGCUGUUGUAUGAUUUGCCCAUUUAGAAAUAAAUGAACAACUCUUAAAAGAUACAA
Messenger RNA from Oncorhynchus masou masou (cherry salmon), 2534 nucleotides. RefSeq names its product chromosome 10 C2orf69 homolog (gene c10h2orf69). Bases 260 to 1303 code for a protein of 347 amino acids. The record is from RefSeq and is a predicted model, not a curated record. Gene Ontology annotation, cellular component: mitochondrion. The transcript is spliced from 3 exons. Lineage: Eukaryota; Metazoa; Chordata; Actinopteri; Salmoniformes; Salmonidae.